GAGAAAAAGUGGGAGUACCUGAAGAAGCGGACGGAGCUCAUGACCCAGGCCACGUCGAGGGAGGUGGAGCAAGCCCAGGCGAACCCGAACAUGACGGAGGUCAAGUGGCUGGGAGAGGCUAUACGCAGCUACGCACGUGCCCUGCACUCCCUUCGGAGGCGACGGAAUAAGGAGAGGCAGCAGUACACGGAGGCCGAGCUGAAGGAGGCAUGGCGCAUCCGCGACAUGCAUAUGGUCCCGAGACUGGCCCGAUCACUAGCGAGAACGGGGAUUGGGGUAAGCAUUCGGAAUUAUGGCGCCCAUGCUACGUGCAACCCAACGGCUGAUGAGUGGGCGGAGUACUUGAGUCGGUCGGCCUUGGAUGGUGGCCUCGUGGGACGGAGAGUCAUGGCGCCACUGUGCCACAAGUUGACAGAGGAGUACUACACAGCGCUGCGUAACACGGAUGAGUACGCCACCCCAGACAAUUACGACGUGACGAAGGCGCACUUGAAGAGCGCCCAGAAGGAUUUCAUGAUGACGCUGAAGGCCUUGCGUCGCACCAAGAUUGGAACGUCUGCCCCAUCUUGGUCGUGCCCGUCGGAGAUCUUCAAAGUCCUGACAGCGCCAUCAUGGAUCAGCUCCCCCUCGGAGUACGUGAAGAAACCAGCUGGUCUCGGCUCUCGUCCCGCGUUCCAUGUGGGCACCGGCCCGCGGGAGCCAGGCCCUUGCAAGAACGAGCAGCUGGUCCACCUCGAGGGCCGUCGCCGCGAACACUUGAUGCUGGCGACGAGAAUAGUGGCAUUGAAGGGGCGCAACGCUGGCCAGCCAAUGCUGCACGAGAGCUACGACGCCACCAACGCCUUCGGCUGCGGCGACAAGCAGCAGAUCGAGCAGGGCGUCCGCAUCCGCCUGGAGGCGGCAGCCGAAGAGGUCUCGGAGGAAGAUGUGGAGCCCGUCACGGCCAUCUCCCAGAAGGGGAGGCAGGCGCUGACGGUUAUCGUCCCAGGUGCGGACAAAGAGGCGGCGAUCAAUAGCGGCACGGGGGGCUUCAUGGGCGACGCCUCCGAGCCCGAGCUCUUUAUGUUCAAUUACCACAUAGCGGUCCAGAAGUGGGCAUUGGUAGACCAGGCGGCGACGGCGGGAGCGAUGCUGAUCGACUUCGGCCCCCGCCUACCGACGAUCGACGCGAGCCUGGGCUGCUUCGUGGACGACAUCUUCAAGACGCAGUUGGUUUCGUCAGAUAUUCGCAAGGCCGAGGAAGUGGUGGCCUGCUCCGAGAGGAAUGACGUAGGCCUGGAUCAAGCACUGGCGACACGUAAGUAUGGACCGAACAGGUCAAAGCAGGAUGUGGUGGUAUGCCUGGUAUCCAGACGGCUGGUCCGACAAAGUAUCGCAGCGCUCGCGCGCAGCGGGUGUAGAAGUGGCUAUGAGUUGAAGCACCUGGGGGCCUGGUUCAACGCGGUGGGGUCGAACUCUACCGAGCUGAAGGCGCGACUGGCGGCGAUCAACAAGGGCUGGAUGAUGGUCCAGGGCCUCUGGUGCGCGGCGGCCCCCAAGCGCGUGAAGCGGCUGAUGUUCAUAUCGUUGGUGAGCGGGGCGGCGCUGUCGGGCACAGCGGAGCCCUUUUCGCUGGCAUGGGGGGGCCGCUCGCUGAGGGACCUGCUGUGGGACGAGGAGGUGAACGGCCUCUUUGUCUCCCUUGGCCCGGGGUGCUUGCGGAGCGCCUUCGCUGCUGUGCAGUGG
Molecule: messenger RNA, 1725 nt
Organism: Prorocentrum cordatum
Lineage: Eukaryota; Dinophyceae; Prorocentrales; Prorocentraceae
Source: the annotation of a GenBank genome assembly